AUGGGCGAUAAUGAAUCCCUUGUCGCAAGUGAAGCGUCGAACGACCCCCCAAGGUCCCCGUCUCCAAUCCCUCCAGAACCAGCUGCUGCUUCGACGCCUGAUGCGUUCCCUUCGAUAGCGAGCGACACGUCUAGCAGCGCACAGCGUGUGGUCACGGGGAAGAGAAAAAGGGCGCUCUUCCAGACGGAGACUGUAGAAAUGAUGAGGCAGAUCCAAGCUGAAGAUGUGGACCAGAUGGCCAACAGUUUGUGGACGAUCGCUCUACAGCAGGGCUCCACAAUAUUCCACUAA
Knipowitschia caucasica is the source of this 291-nucleotide messenger RNA. The record is from the annotation of a GenBank genome assembly. NCBI's taxonomy places the organism in Eukaryota, Metazoa, Chordata, Actinopteri, Gobiiformes, Gobiidae.